Myxocyprinus asiaticus (Chinese sucker) is the source of this 1978-nucleotide messenger RNA. RefSeq names its product lipocalin 15 (gene lcn15). Bases 121 to 822 code for a protein of 233 amino acids. Gene Ontology annotation, molecular function: small molecule binding. The record is from RefSeq and is a predicted model, not a curated record. The transcript has 7 exons. NCBI's taxonomy places the organism in Eukaryota, Metazoa, Chordata, Actinopteri, Cypriniformes, Catostomidae.
ACAUUCCCUUGCGUUGGCAAAUAUAAAAUCCAGGCGCUUCACGGCCAUUUUGUGGCAAUAUCAUUAGUUUUGUGUUCUUUAGUUUUUCCAUAUAAGAUAAGAACUCUUUGAAAUUUCAACAUGGCUCUGGUAUUAAUACUUUUGAUUUGUAUGUUGAUGCUGGCAAACAGUUUCAACACACAGCAUACUAUUGAACCUCAACCAAACUUUGAUCUGGAGAAAUUUGCAGGUGAAUGGUACCGGGUUGGACUUGCAGAUGAGUCGCCCUUGUUUGCAAUGUUCAAAAACAAAGUAAAGGUUUCUAAAGGUUCUGUGGUACCAAAUGUUCAUGGAAAUGCGAAUCUUACCAUGUGGACAAUGAGACCAUUUGGAUGUGCCAUUAGUGUUUAUACAUAUGAGAAGACAGAUGUUCCAGGAGAGUUCACUUACUUCAGCAAAAGGCACAAAAUAGUCAAAGACAUCACAGUGGUGGAGACCAAUUACACUGAUUAUAGUUUGGUCCUUAAAUAUAAGAACAUGGACAAAGAGUAUACUCAGUUAGCUCUUUAUGUACGGUCAGCAACACCAAGACCAGAGAUAGUUGAGAAAUUCAGAUCUUAUGCUUUGUCACUGGGCUUUUCUGAGGAGGCUAUCAUCUCCCCAACAGAUGUUGAUCCUUGUCCCAUUCUAGAGCCAAGCCAGCUGUGGAGUGAAACCUUUGGUUACAUAUAUUCAGUUUUGUUACACAUUUGGGGAACAGUGUUUUUUUUAACGAAAACAAUCAUUGGAGAAAUGAAGCAAUAUAACAUUGGCAAUGUAACACAGUUUGUGCUGCAGUCUUAAAAUCACCAGAUGGCGCUGUUGUAACAAAACACAAUCAACCAGCAACCACGUCACCUCCGGAUUUCAUGUAUUCAUACGACACAUUUCUUUUUACACCUGAACAGUGCUACUAAUAAUGGACAUGUAUUACUGUGGUUGGGUUAAAUGUUUACAGAUCAUUUGUCAAAUUAUUGUGAUAAUUCCACAGUUCCACUGUAUUUUGGGAUGUUUAGCGACUGUUGACUGCUUUUGCAAUACAAAGACCCAGAUACUUGUUUUAAGUUGAUGAUGCCACAUGUUGCCACACAAAUAAUUCAUUAUCAAUAAGACAGUUUAAUAAAAAUGAUAAUACAUUACAUAGAUUUAUAAUAAUUACAAUUAUGAUUGUAUGUUGUUAGAACUGUUAUUUGACAGUUUUGACAAGGAGCACAUUUAGAGUGAUUCUCACAAAACCUGUCAAGAAAAUGGCAUGGUUAUAUUUUACUCAAAAAUAAUAAUAAUAAUAUAGGAAUUCUGUAUAUUAAUAGGAAGUAAAAUUUUCUAUAUAUAUAAAUGAACCCACUUUUAAGGGUCAUUUUGUUUUGAUGUUGUUGUUUUGGGUUUUUUUUUUUUUUUUUGUGGUUUUUUUUUGUUUUUUACAUUAUUUUCAUGAUAGUUACGCACAUUUUACCCCCCCCCCCCAGUUAUUAUAACCUCAAUGCAAAAAAAAAUAAAUAAAUAAUAAUAAAAAAAAAAAUGGUCUGUAUGAUAUAUUAUUUAAUUUGUAAAUAUUUAAACAUCACAGGAGUACUUCCUUGGUACUGCCUUUAAUUUUCGUUUUUAAUAAAUAAAAAUGGUAAUGAGAAUUGGGGGUUCAAAUAUGCUUAAAAAGUGUCCUGAAAAUAAUGUCACAAUGCAAAAAAUCUUAAUGUCCUAAAAACAGACUUCAUUUAUUCUGUGCAAGAUAAAUGUGACCAGGACAUUUUCAUUCAAAUUGUUAUGGAUAAGGUGUGUUAGUCUGUCUUUUAACAACAUGUCAACAUUUGAAUCUGAAGUAUUCAGAACAUCACAGAAAAUGUAGUAGAUGUUUUUCACACGAUGUAAAAAUUUUAAAUGCUGGGUGUACAAAUUUUAAGAGGAAGCCAAGCAACUUAUGAAGCCAUUCAAAAUGGAUACUUCAUUAAAUGGAUAAAACAUG